This is a messenger RNA of Alternaria atra, 1683 nucleotides long. RefSeq lists its product as uncharacterized. The transcript has a single exon. The record is from RefSeq and is a predicted model, not a curated record. Gene Ontology annotation, molecular function: 2 iron, 2 sulfur cluster binding; molybdenum ion binding; pyridoxal phosphate binding. Lineage: Eukaryota; Fungi; Ascomycota; Dothideomycetes; Pleosporales; Pleosporaceae. The coding region runs from base 1 to 1683 and encodes 560 amino acids.
AUGCCCAUCUCGACCUGGAUUCCGCCGCCUCCUCCAGAUCCCGACUCUUUGAAGAACCCACCACCGUUCGCUCCUUUCCCGCUCAUCCAACUGCGCGCCGGUAAGAUCAAGAAGUCUCUCGGAAAUGGCAAGAUCGAGACGGCUAUCUACAAAGCUCCAUUGACAGGCCCCGUCAAGAUCUGCGAGACGGGCAUCCCUACGGACGAACAUGCGUUCUAUAUGCAUGGUGGUCCAGACAAGGCACUUCUCCACUACUGUACAGCACAUUAUGAUGAGUGGAAGAAAGAGAUACCGACCUCAGAGCACCACUUCAAGCCCGGUGCAUUUGGAGAAAACCUAUUCAGUGCCGAAGUUAGCGAGAUGAACCUAUGUAUUGGGGAUCGACUAGCCAUUGGUGAGAUCAUCGUCGAAGUCUGCGAACCACGAGCGCCUUGCUACAAGCUCAACCAUCGCUUCGAGGUCAAGGAUAUGGCGAAACGCAUUCAAACACUGCUACGUACGGGCUGGACAUAUCGUAUCAUCAAGACGGGUACCAUCGCCGCUGGCGACAUGAUCUCCUUACUUGAGCGACCGCAUCCGGAGUGGACGGUAGCUCGAGUCAUGUACUACCUGUUCAUUGAGACCAACAACGUGGAGAUGAUGGAACAGAUUGUGCAGCUACCGCAGCUUGGCUGGGAUAUCAAGGGAAAGUUCCAAAAACGUCUAGACAAGGGUGUUGUUGAGGAUCAUAAUGGCAGAUUGUGGGGUAGUGAGGACGAGAAGAUGGAUACUUGGAGUGAAUACCGGCUUGUUGAGAAACGAAGGGAGACAAGUAACGUUUCAGCCUUUAUCUUCGAAUCCGUCGAAGACAUACCGGAGCCGGAGCCCGUCGAACCUGGUAGCCAUGUGCGACUGAAGCUUUCCUCCAAGCUUGUACGUGCCUACUCUGUCGUUGGUGGAAACUCAAAGCGCUUCGAGCUCGGUGUUGCUUUAGACCAAGCGAGUCGCGGUGGCUCCAAGUACCUACACGAACAGACCAAAAUCGGUGACACACUCACCGUCGGUCGCAUCACAGCGAGCUUCCCUCUCGCCAAAAAUGCGGACAGACACAUCAUUAUUGCAGGCGGCAUCGGUAUCACGGCCUUCAUGACAGCGUUCACCUAUCUCCAAGAAGCAAACCAAGACUUCCACUUUCAUUAUGCCGUCGCAGAAGAAAUACCCUUCGCCUCCCAGAUCGCCGCUCUCGGAUCCAAAGCAAAUAUCUACAACAAAGCUGAAGGUCAACGUCUAGAUCUCUCCGCUAUACUCGCAAAAGCCGAUGACCAAACACACAUCUACACUUGCGGUCCCACACGCCUCAUGGAUGCUGUUGUCGCCACCGCGAAAUCCUACGGGAUCCCAGAGUCGUCUGUGCACAUCGAAGCUUUCACGGUAGCUACAUCAGGUGAUCCUUUUACGGCGGAACUCAAACACAGUGGGAAAACUUUGGAAGUAGGGGCUACAGAGUCGCUGCUUGAUGUGCUCAAGGCUGUGGGUAUGGAUAUCGAUAGCUCUUGUGAGGUGGGUAAUUGUGGGACAUGUAAGGUGGACGUCUGCGGCGGGAGAGUGGAACACCGGGGAACGGGGUUAUUGGACGAGGAGAAGGAGGGAAGUAUGCUGAGUUGUGUUAGUAGGGGCGUGGGGAAGAUUGUGUUAGACUUGUAA